UUUAGCUGUGUUAAUCUUGUUUUAGGUGACUUUUGUAACCCCUAUAUGUUUCAAGUUUCUAUAGAAAAUGCCAAGAUCAGCGUAGAUUUACGACGUCGAUAACGCAUUGUGACAGUGCUUUGCCCUUUGUUCUGACGCUCGUAAUAAUUUUGGCAGAUUUCCUCUGUACAUUGACUCUGUAUCUUUAAAACUUCAGACCAAACUAGGUGCUAGCGCCAUGAUCUGAUCAGCUGAUGGUCCAAUCACACGAAGAAAGCUAUCGCGAGCUGACGCUCAGUCGCAUUUCUAUUGGUUAGAUUUUCAUUACCUCAUGAUCUCGGCUGAACGUUUAUUGGUUACUGAAAUACAUCACCUGUGUUUCUUGCAGAAUUGCUAGUUUUCCUGGUUAAAUCUGAACAGUUGGGAGGAUGGAUCUCGUGCUCAGCUUCGCAGACCGUUACUUUUUCUCCCCCUAUGUGUACCCCGAAUCAUGGCCCGAGGACGAACCUGUGCGCCAGAUCAUCGGGCUGCUGGUUGUGACAAACCUGGGGGCAGCCAUCUUGUACCUGGUCAUGGGUUACCUCAGCUACUAUUUUAUCUUUGACCACGACUUAAUGAAACACCCGCAGUUUCUAGAGAACCAGGUGCGUAGAGAGAUUAAGUAUGCCAUGAGCUCUCUACCAUGGAUCAGUAUUCCUACAGUGGCCUUGUUCUUGGCUGAAGUCAGAGGAUACAGCAAACUUUACGACAAUGUCAAUGAGUCUCCGUUUGGUUGGCCGGGGGUAAUUUUCAGCAUGUUUUCUUUCUUGUUUUUUACUGAUAUGUGCAUCUACUGGAUCCACCGGAUUCUUCACCACAAACUUAUUUACAAGCAUUUUCAUAAACCCCAUCACGUGUGGAAGAUCCCCACGCCCUUUGCCAGCCACGCCUUCCACCCCGUGGACGGCUUCCUCCAGGGUCUCCCCUACCACGUCUACCCCUUCCUGUUCCCGCUCCACAAGGUGCUGUACCUAGGCCUAUACGUCUUUGUCAACAUGUGGACCGUAUCCAUCCACGACGGCGACUAUCGGGUCCCCAAGCUGCUGGAGAAGGUCAUCAACGGCUCCGCGCACCAUACUGACCACCACCUCUUCUUCGACUUCAACUACGGCCAAUACUUCACCCUGUGGGACCGCAUCGGUCGCUCAUACAGGCACCCCUCGGCUUUGGAGGGAAAGGGUCCUCUUGACGCCGUCAGAAGCUUGAUGGCUCAGGCCAAGCUGCCCAACAGCAUGGGCAGUCCAGCCAAUGGAGAGCCUGUCAAAGGCAAAGCGCACAAGCAUGACUAGAUAGCUUCUCCAUGGUGACCAGAUGUUCACUUAACCAAUCUAAGGGACAGUGCCCAAUUGUAAACAUUCUGAACAUUUCCUUUCUUCACCUGCAAGAAAUCAAACAUUGUAUACACUUGCCGCUUUUCCCCUUGAAAAAGGACAGAUACCACGUGGACCACUAAGAAAUAUGAAUAAUUCAUAGUAGAAUUUUCUGAUUUCUAAAGAAAUAUAUGUGUUGAAUUGCUAUUGAUUUUUUUCUGCUUGCCAAAUGGGAACAUUUGCCAGGAUAUUGGCGCUCCUUUGCUGCCCGUUUGUGCUCCCUGGGAAGACCAACGGAGAGAACCUUAACACUUAAUAACGAGGGUAGCAAGUGAAACAAUGGCGGCUUCCUAUGGUUGGCAAUUGAAAGGUUUGGACCAUUAAUGUUGCCUUUUGGAUGCUCUGUUGAAGUGAUAUUGAGGGUAAAUGGCCCAGGAAUUAAUCCUGGCAUCUAGACCACCCACAUUAUUAUAAUGCCAAGAUUCUGACCAUAACACUAAAUUGGAUUUUGAAAUGGAAUUACUGUAGAUCAAGUUAGUAAUCUAGGGCAAAUGAUUCAGAUCAAGUUGAAUGUACAUUAGGACUGUUCUGGCGAUGAAAGCCAGGCGGUGUGAUGUUUUUGCCUCCCGUUUGUUGGCCUUGGAAUUGUAUUUAACGGCAACCGAAUCUCAUACGAUGUGUGAGGCACGUUUAGAGGAAGUGUUGGUGAGUGAUGAGUAUAAUAGGAAAUUUGAUUGUAUUUUUUUUUUUUUAAUUAUCUCGGCAGGUACCAUGGGUGGUUCUAGAUAAUCUUAUUUUUGCUAAUUUAAUACCUGCUCCUGCAAGUACGCGAAUGGCUACCCCAUUACCUCCUGCGGUGGCGUGUGAGAUUAGAUACUAACUGACAGGAGGUUCUGUCUGCGAUGUCCAAUAACAACUUGAAUGUUUUUUUGUUUUGUUUUUUUU
Paramormyrops kingsleyae is the source of this 2273-nucleotide messenger RNA. RefSeq names its product sterol-C5-desaturase (gene sc5d). Gene Ontology annotation, molecular function: iron ion binding; oxidoreductase activity. The record is from RefSeq and is a predicted model, not a curated record. NCBI's taxonomy places the organism in Eukaryota, Metazoa, Chordata, Actinopteri, Osteoglossiformes, Mormyridae. Gene Ontology annotation, biological process: lipid biosynthetic process.